This is a messenger RNA of Suillus discolor, 570 nucleotides long. Its product is annotated as rab-type small GTP-binding protein. Gene Ontology annotation, cellular component: plasma membrane; endosome. Gene Ontology annotation, molecular function: GTP binding; GTPase activity. The coding region runs from base 1 to 570 and encodes 189 amino acids. The transcript has 6 exons. The record is from RefSeq and is a predicted model, not a curated record. Gene Ontology annotation, biological process: regulation of exocytosis; protein localization to plasma membrane; protein secretion. NCBI's taxonomy places the organism in Eukaryota, Fungi, Basidiomycota, Agaricomycetes, Boletales, Suillaceae.
AUGCCUCUCCCACACUAUGAUUUCCUCAUCAAGUCCUGUCUUUUGCUCCACUUCUGCGAUAACGAGAUCAACUUCAAGGUCCGCACGAUCGAGCUAGAUGGAAAGCGCAUUAAGGUUCAAAUUUGGGACACUGCUAGCCAGGAACGGUUCAGAACUAUAACAACUAUGUGCUACCAUGUAGCAACGGGCAUUCUUCUUGUGUACGACGUCACAGAUGAACGAUCAUACAAUAGUAUCCGCACUUGGCACGCUAAAAUCAAACAACGUGCUUCAGAGGACGUCAACGUGAUACUCAUCGGCAAUAAGUCAGAUUGGACUGACAAGCGAGUCGUACCAGACAUCCAGGGACGUGCACUUGCCGAUGAACUUGGCAUGAAGUUCAUGGAGACGUCCGCCAAGGCGAAGGAAGGUGUAGAAGAGGUCUUCUUCACCCUUACAAGAGACUGCAAGACUCGGCUUAUGGACUUGCAAGCAGACUCAGCCGUCUUAGUGGGAGGUGCUCCCAACGCAGGCGGGUCCGUGAAGAUCAAUCAACCUGUGACUUCAGCGUCGAUUGGUUCCUGCUUAUAA